ACUAAAAUCAGCAAACCUGAACCUCCAGUAACCACUCCAAUCAGCAAAACUCAACCUACAGCUUCUUAUGGUUGUAAUAUUGUUAGAACUACUGGAGGCGCAAGUGUUAACAUAGAUCUAACAAAAGGGAAUGAAGAAGAUGACACGAUGGGGCGUAAGACCGUAUCAUAUAAAAUCUUGCCAAAUUGUAAAAAAGGUGCUUUAUCAUUCCGCUGGGCAAAAUGCAAUGCAAGUAUAUCCAAACCAUAUAUUAGUUCGUUGACUUGGGUUGUGUUAGAUAAAAACAUUUAUACUGAGCUUGGAAAGAAAAUACCAUCUUCCGAUGGUGGAGGAGUUGGUACAGUAGAUAAUCGGGACGAAAAAAUUAAUCCGCCAGUUAAAAUUACCCGUGAUACAAGACUUAAUGGAUUUUUAAAAAAAUUUGAUAUUGUAACAGACAAUGUUACAACACUUAUGUUAACGUGUGAAGGCACUGAGCAAAAGAGUAAAUUUAGUCUCUUCGUCAUACCAUGAAAAUAAUAUCUUAUGCUAUUUAAAAUUUAUUUUGGAUGAAUGAUUAUUAUAUUAUAUUCUUUAUUGUAUCUGG
Molecule: messenger RNA, 586 nt
Organism: Gordionus sp. m RMFG-2023
Lineage: Eukaryota; Metazoa; Nematomorpha; Gordioida; Chordodea; Parachordodidae
Exons: 6
Coding region: 148-513 (121 amino acids)
Source: RefSeq, a predicted model, not a curated record